GCCGGCCGGGUAACAGGAAGAGUGAGCGUCGGACAGCGGGUUCUCAGAGCGACCAGCGCCGGACUCCAGCGCCCAUCCGCCCGCCACCCAGCAGCCUCUCCCCGCACCCAAGGGUGCACCAUGGCCGCGCCACUGACGGACUUCGAUAAACGGAAGCAAAUCAGCGUACGGGGGAUCGCCGAGCUCGGGGAUGUGGUGGAGCUGAAGAAAAGCUUCAACAGGCAUCUGCACUUCACCCUGGUCAAGGACAGGAACGUCGCCACCCCCCGGGAUUACUACUUCGCUCUAGCCCACACUAUCCGCGACCACCUGGUCGGCCGCUGGAUCCGCACCCAGCAGUAUUACUACGAGAAAGACCCCAAGCGGAUAUACUACCUGUCGCUGGAGUUCUACAUGGGUCGGACCCUGCAGAAUACGAUGGUCAACCUGGGACUGGAGAAUGCCACUGAUGAGGCCAUAUAUCAGCUGGGUUUAGAUAUUGAAGAGCUGGAGGAAAUUGAAGAGGAUGCUGGUCUGGGCAAUGGAGGCCUUGGUCGGCUGGCAGCUUGUUUCCUUGAUUCACUGGCCACGCUGGGGUUGGCAGCCUAUGGCUAUGGCAUUCGCUAUGAGUUUGGUAUCUUCAAUCAAAAGAUUCAUAAUGGCUGGCAGGUGGAGGAAGCUGAUGACUGGCUGCGCUAUGGUAACCCGUGGGAGAAAGCCCGUCCGGAAUACAUGCUCCCCGUUCACUUCUACGGCCAUGUGGAGCGCGGCCCCAACGGUGCGAGAUGGCUCGAUACUCAGGUUGUCCUGGCCAUGCCCUACGACACUCCAGUGCCGGGAUUCAAGAACAACACCGUCAACACCAUGAGGCUGUGGUCUGCAAAGGCUCCCAACGACUUCAAUCUGAAGGACUUCAACGUCGGUGACUACAUCCAGGCGGUGUUGGAUCGAAACCUGGCUGAGAAUAUAUCCCGAGUCCUCUACCCCAACGACAAUUUCUUCGAGGGCAAGGAGCUGCGUCUGAAGCAGGAAUACUUCGUGGUAGCCGCCACUCUUCAGGACAUCAUCCGACGCUUCAAGUCUUCCAAGUUUGGCUGUCGCGAUCCAGUCCGUACCUCAUUUGAAACUUUCCCAGAAAAGGUGGCCAUCCAACUCAAUGACACCCACCCUGCUCUUGCCAUUCCUGAGCUGAUGAGGAUCCUGGUGGAUGUGGAGCAGUUGGAGUGGGAAAAGGCGUGGGAUAUAACGAUCCAGACCUGUGCUUACACCAACCACACCGUGCUGCCCGAGGCUCUGGAACGCUGGCCCGUGGAUAUGUUUGAGAGACUUCUGCCCAGGCACCUGCAGAUCAUCUACGAAAUCAACCAGAUACAUCUGGAUAAAAUUGCCGCCCUAUAUCCAGGGGACGAAGACCGAAUGAAACGUAUGUCGCUGAUCGAGGAGGGAGAUCCCAAGAGGAUCAACAUGGCGCACCUGAGUGUUGUUGGGUCGCACGCCGUCAACGGGGUGGCGCGAAUUCACUCAGAAAUUGUGAAAAGCACCAUUUUUAAGGAUUUCUACGAGGUUGAGCCGGCGAAGUUUCAGAAUAAGACUAACGGGAUCACUCCGCGACGUUGGCUAUUGCUGUGUAACCCUGGUCUAGCAGAUGUCAUCGCUGAGAGGAUUGGAGAAGGUUUCAUCACGGACCUGUACCAGCUGAAGAAGCUGAUGGCCUUUGUCGACAACGAUGCCUUUAUAAGUGACGUCUCCAACGUGAAGCAGGAGAACAAGCUGAAGUUUGCAGCUUAUCUGGAGAAUGAGUACAAGCUGAAAGUCAACCCUUCAUCCAUCUUUGACGUCCAUGUCAAGCGCAUCCAUGAGUACAAGAGGCAGCUCUUGAAUUGUUUACACAUCAUCACAUUCUACAACCGUAUCAAAAAAGCACCAAACAAAACCUUUGUGCCAAGAACGGUGCUGAUUGGAGGAAAGGCUGCUCCCGGAUACCACAUGGCCAAGAUGAUCAUCAAACUCAUCACAUCUGUUGGAAAUGUUGUCAACAACGACCCCAUUGUGGGUGACCGGUUGAAGGUCAUCUACCUGGAGAAUUACCGGGUGUCGCUGGCUGAGAAAGUGAUCCCUGCAUCAGACCUGUCUGAACAGAUUUCAACGGCUGGAACGGAGGCUUCAGGAACAGGCAACAUGAAGUUCAUGUUGAACGGGGCCCUGACGAUAGGAACCAUGGAUGGCGCCAAUGUGGAGAUGGCUGAGGAGGCGGGCGAGGAGAAUCUCUUCAUCUUCGGGAUGAGAGUGGAGGACGUUGAGGCACUCGAUAAAAAGGGAUACAAUGCCGGAGAAUAUUACGACAAGCUGCCGGAGCUCAGGCAAGCCAUGGACCAGAUCAGCAGUGGGCAUUUCUCCCCAAAGGAGCCAGAGCUGUUCAAGGACGUGGUUAACAUGCUGAUGCACCACGACAGGUUUAAAGUUUUUGCUGACUUUGAAACUUACAUCAAAAGCCAAGAUAAAGUUAGUGAACUUUACAAGAAUUCAAAGGAAUGGACCAAGAUGGUGAUAAAAAACAUCGCAAAUUCUGGCAAGUUCUCAAGUGACAGAACCAUCAAAGAUUAUGCCAGAGAGAUUUGGGGUGUGGAGCCCUCUGAUGUGAAGAUUCCCCCUCCAAAUGAACCCAAACCUUAGUCCCUCGAGUGCCCAAUGGGUAUCGGGACGGGUAGUGAAUGCAAUCUCGCCUCUUGUGUUUUGUUCCUUUACUUCUACCCAAACAUCAGAUUAGUGUGUGUCACGGGACUCACUUUGCAUUUGUCUGUCUUUUUUUAACCAUACCUGGUGUGCACCAUAUUAAAACAUGCGUAAGUCAAGGGA
Molecule: messenger RNA, 2835 nt
Organism: Leucoraja erinaceus (little skate)
Lineage: Eukaryota; Metazoa; Chordata; Chondrichthyes; Rajiformes; Rajidae
Product: glycogen phosphorylase, brain form
Exons: 20
Coding region: 121-2652 (843 amino acids)
Biological process (GO): glycogen catabolic process
Cellular component (GO): cytoplasm
Molecular function (GO): glycogen phosphorylase activity; pyridoxal phosphate binding
Source: RefSeq, a predicted model, not a curated record